AUGGACAGCAAACCCUCCCUAUUCACGCCGCAACCGCCAGACUCAGAGGUCCCCACACUUGCUCCCAGCAGUUUGAGCGUCUCGGACGACGACGGCAAGGCCCAUCCAGUUGCGCGCGGGGAACAGACAGACAUCGAUGUCGACAGCACGUCCAAGCCUAUCGAGCUACACAAUGAGAAGGAGGACCCCACGUCGUCGGCACUAGCCCGGCAAGCGACAGCCACGUCCAAGUCGGGGGGUGCGAAGCUCGAGCAGGUGCCGACGCGAGAAGACGGGACCGAGUACCCACGGGGGAUGACCCUUGCACUGAUUGUGCUUGCUCUGUGUUUGAGUGUGUUCACCAUGGCCUUGGACAACUCCAUCAUCGCAACCGCCAUCCCAAAGAUCACCGACCAAUUCCACUCUCUUCCCGACGUGGGUUGGUACGCAAGCGCAUAUAUGCUCACCACCGCGGCCUUGCAGCUCCUCUUCGGCCGCUUCUACACCUUCUUCUCCAUCAAGCGGGUCUUCCUGACCGCCAUCUUCCUCUUCGAGGUCGGCUCGCUGAUCUGCGGCGUGGCGCAGAACAGCGUGACGCUCAUCGUGGGCCGCGCCGUGGCCGGCGUCGGCGCCGCCGGCAUCUUCUCGGGCGCCCUCACCAUCCUGGCCUACUCGGUCCCGCUCGCCCAGCGGCCCGUCUACACGGGCGCCGUCGGCUCCAUGUACGGCCUGGCCAGCAUCUCGGGCCCGCUCAUGGGCGGCGCCUUCACCGACCACGUCACCUGGCGCUGGUGCUUCUUCAUCAACCUGCCCGUGGGCGCCGUCACCAUGGUGGUGAUCGCCAUCUUUUUCCCGGACCCGAAGAAGAAGAAGAGGGAGGUGGUGAAGGAUAGCCUCCGGCAGCGGGUCAUGCGCUUUGACCCGUUCGGCACGGCCGUGUUCAUGCCCGCCAUCAUCUGUCUGCUGCUGGCGCUGCAGUGGGGCGGGACGACGUACGCGUGGAACAGCUGGCGCAUCAUUCUGCUGUUCUGCUUGUUCGGCGUACUGAUCUUGGCGUUUGUGUUCUUCCAGGUCAGGCAGGGCGACCUGGCGACGGUGCCGCCGCGCAUCAUCGCCAAGCGGAGCGUCUGGUCGGCCGGCUUCUUCAUUCUCUGUCUGGGCGGAGCGUUCCUCGGGUCGAUCUACUACCUGCCCAUCUGGUUCCAGGCGGUCAAGGAUGCGAGCGCCGUCCGGUCCGGCAUCAUGAACCUGCCCAUGCUGGUCGCCACCGUGUUGUUCUCGGUCGUGGCGGGCGCCGCUGUCACCAUCUGGGGAUACUAUACGCCCUUCAUGAUCGUGGGCAGCGCGGUGGCGGCCGUUGGCUUCGGACUGACCACCAUGUUCGAGCCGGACACGAGCUCAGGCGUGUGGAUCGGCUACCAGAUCAUGAUCGGCGCGGGGAUCGGCGUGGCCUUCCAGCAGCCCCUGAUGGCGGCGCAGACCGUGCUCGACAUUGAGGACGUGCCGACGGGCACGUCGGUCAUUGUCUUCUUGCAGACGCUCGGCGGCGCCCUCUUCGUCUCGGUGUCGCAGAACGUGUUCACCAACAAGCUGGUGCACUACGUUGCCGAGUACGUGCCCGAGAUUGCCGAUCCGAGCGUCAUCCUCGGGGUUGGCGCCACGAGCGUCGCCCAGAUGAUCGAGCCGGUCUUGUUGCCGCGGGUCAAGCUCGCUUUCAACGAUGCGCUGACGCAGACCUUCAUUGUCUUCACGGCGCUGACGGCCAUCAGCAUCCUGGGCGCCCUCAUGGUCGAGUGGAGGAGUGUAAAGGGCAAGCCGAUGGAGAUUGCUGCUGCCUAA
Molecule: messenger RNA, 1818 nt
Organism: Chaetomium strumarium
Lineage: Eukaryota; Fungi; Ascomycota; Sordariomycetes; Sordariales; Chaetomiaceae
Product: major facilitator superfamily-domain-containing protein
Exons: 4
Coding region: 1-1818 (605 amino acids)
Biological process (GO): transmembrane transport
Cellular component (GO): plasma membrane
Molecular function (GO): transmembrane transporter activity
Source: RefSeq, a predicted model, not a curated record